UGUGGACAUCUUAGUCACCAGGAGGUCCAUAGCCAUGUACCUUAUCGAGGACCUUGUGUAGCAAUGGCUUCAUGCCUGUGUCAUCUCAUGUCUUGGUAUUUCCCUUGACUUGUUUACAAGUCUUCCACUUCCUAGACUGUGAAGAUGAUGUUGCACCAUAUUUUAAAACAGAGCCUGGCCUACCACAGAUUCAUCUGGAAGGGAAUCGACUCGUUCUCACUUGCCUUGCUGAGGGGAGCUGGCCUUUGGAAUUCAAGUGGAUAUACAAUGACAGUGAGCUCACCACCUACAGCAGCGAAUAUAAGUAUAUUAUUCCAUCUUUACAGAAGCUCGAUGCUGGGUUUUACCGCUGUGUGGUGCGAAACAGAAUGGGAGCACUCUUGCAAAGAAAAUCAGAAGUUCAAGUUGCAUAUAUGGAGAAUUUCAUGGAUACAGACCAGAGGAAAAUGAUUUCUCAAGGACAUGCAGCAGUUCUAAACUUAAUGCCCAUCACCAGCUGCCCCAGACCUCAAGUGACUUGGUUUAGAGAAGGACAUAAGAUUAUUCCAAGCAACAGAAUAGCUAUCACACUGGAGAAUCAACUGGUGAUCCUUGCAACCACAGCAAGUGAUGCUGGGGCUUACUACGUGCAGGCUGUCAAUGAGAGGAACGGAGAGAACAAGACAAGCCCAUUCAUUUAUUUGAGCAUAGCAAGAGAUAUUGACACACCUGAAACCCUGGCCCCUGUCAUUGUGGUUCCCCCCGGCAACAGAAGUGUGGUGGCUGGAUCCAGUGAGAUCACCUUGGAAUGCAUAGCCAGUGCCAGGCCUGUGGAAGAGCUAAGUAUAAACUGGAAAAGAAACGGGGUGAGAAUCACCAGUGGACUGCACAGCUUUGGGAGACGCCUUACCAUCAGCAACCCAACAUCUGCAGACACUGGGGUGUAUGUUUGUGAGGCAUCACUGAGACGGAGUGCUUUUGAACCAGCUAGAGCGAAAGCCUUUCUUUCUAUCAUAGAGCCACCAUAUUUUACUGCUGAACCUGAGAAUCGGAUUUUAGUUGAAGUGGAAGAAACCGUGGACAUCGUUUGUCGAGCCAUGGGGGUCCCUCUUCCCACCCUUCAUUGGUACAAGGAUGCUGUCUCCAUCAAUAAGCUCCAUAAUCCUCGAUAUAAAGUUCUGUCAAGCGGAGGUCUGCGUAUUCAGAAACUGUGUCCAGAGGACUCUGGGAUAUUCCAGUGCUUUGCCAGUAAUGAAGGAGGGGAGAUCCAGACCCAUACCUACCUGGAUGUAACCAAUAUAGCUCCAGCUUUCACCCAACGUCCAGGGGACACCACAGUUACCGACGGAAUGACAGCCAUUCUAAGGUGUGAGGUGUCUGGAGCUCCCAAACCUGCUAUCACAUGGAAGAGAGGAAACCACAUUUUGGCCAGUGGCUCUGUCCAGAUUCCUAGAUUCAUGCUUCUUGAAUCUGGGGGUUUACAGAUAAGUCCUGUCUUCAUCCAGGAUGCUGGCAACUAUACCUGCUUUGCAGCCAACACAGAGGGAUCCCUGAAUGCAUCUGCAACACUGACUGUGUGGAAUCGAACAUCCAUCGUUCAGCCACCCGAGGACCGUGUGGUGAUUAAGGGGACCACAGCCAUGCUGCACUGUGGGGCCACUCAUGACCCCCGGAUUUCUCUCCGCUAUGUUUGGAAGAAGGACAAUUUGGUCAUCACCCCAUCUAGCAGUUCUAGAAUUGUGGUGGAGAAGGACGGUUCUCUCCUCAUUAGCCAGACGUGGUCAGGAGACAUCGGAGACUACACCUGUGAAAUUAUAUCUGAAGGCGGGAAUGAUUCCAGGAUGGCUCGGCUAGAAGUGAUUGAACUGCCUCACUCACCCCAGAACCUCCUGGCCAGCCUGAAUUCUUCCCACAGCCGCACUGUGAUACUCUCUUGGGUUCGGCCCUUUGAUGGAAACAGCCCUGUGCUUUAUUACAUUGUGGAACUCUCUGAAAACAACUCUCCAUGGAAAGUACAUCUGUCAAAUGUUGGCCCUGAGAUGACAGGCGUCACUGUGAGUGACCUGACUCCAGCUCGCACCUAUCAGUUCAGGGUGUGUGCAGUGAAUCAAGUGGGCAGGGGCCAGUACAGCAUGGAGACCAGCAGGUUGAUGUUACCUGAAGAACCACCCAGUGCUCCCCCCAAAAAUAUAGUGGCCAGUGGGCGUACCAACCAGUCUAUCAUGGUCCAGUGGCAACCACCCCCAGAGACAGAGCACAAUGGAGUACUGCGUGGAUAUAUCCUCAGGUACCGCCUGGCUGGCCUACCUGGAGAAUAUCAGCAGAGGAACAUCACUAGCCCCGAAGUGAACUACUGCCUGGUAACAGACCUGAUCAUCUGGACACAGUAUGAAAUCCAGGUGGCAGCUUACAAUGGGGCUGGCCUGGGCGUCUUUAGCAGGGCAGUGACCGAAUAUACCUUACAAGGAGUGCCUACUGCGCCCCCUCAGAAUGUGCAGACGGAAGCUGUGAACUCCACGACCAUUCAAUUCCUGUGGAACCCUCCACCUCAGCAGUUUAUCAAUGGCAUCAACCAGGGAUACAAGCUCCUAGCAUGGCCAACACAUGUCCCUGAGGCUGUCACUGUGGUUACCAUUGCUCCAGACUUCCAUGGUGUCCACCAUGGAUAUAUAACCAACUUGAAGAAGUUCACUGCUUACUUCACAUCAGUCCUGUGUUUCACAACUCCAGGUGAUGGGCCUCCAAGUACUCCUCAGCUUGUAUGGACCCAUGAAGACAAGCCAGGAGCUGUGGGACAUCUGAGUUUCACAGAGAUUCUGGACACAUCUCUCAAGGUCAGCUGGCAGGAACCCCUAGAGAAAAAUGGCAUUAUUACAGGCUAUCAGAUUUCCUGGGAGGUGUAUGGGAAGAACGACUCUCGUCUCACGCACACUCUCAACAGCACAACUCAUGAGUAUAAAAUCAAAGGCCUGUCGUCUCUCACCACCUAUACCAUUGAUGUGGCUGCCUUGACCGCCGUGGGGGCUGGGCUGGCGACGUCGUCCACCAUCUCUUCUGGAGUCCCCCCAGAUCUUCCAGGUGCCCCAUCUAAUCUGGUUAUUUCCAACAUCAGCCCUCGCUCAGCCACCCUUCAGUUUCGACCAGGCUAUGAUGGGAAGACAUCCAUCUCCAGAUGGAUUGUAGAGGGACAGGUUGGAGCCAUAGGUGACGAGGAGGAGUGGGUAAGCCUCUAUGAAGAGGAAAAUGAGCCUGAUGCACAGACAUUGGAAAUCCCAAACCUCACACCCUACACUCACUACAGAUUUCGGAUGAGGCAAGUGAACAUUGUUGGUCCAAGCCCUUUCAGUCAGUCAUCUCGGGUUAUUCAGACCCUGCAGGCCCCACCAGAUGUGGCUCCAACCAGCAUCACAGUCCGAACAGCUAGCGAGACCAGUUUGCGGCUUCGCUGGGUGCCCCUGCCUGAUUCCCAGUACAAUGGGAACCCUGAGUCUGUGGGCUACAGGAUCAAGUACUGGCGCUCAGACCUUCAGUCUUCGGCACUGACACAAGUUGUCAAUGACCGGCUUGAAAGGGAAUUCACCAUCGAGGAACUGGAAGAGUGGACUGAAUAUGAGCUGCAGAUGCAGGCAUUCAACACCAUUGGGGCUGGGCCAUGGAGCGAAGUGGUGCGUGGUCGGACGCGGGAGUCAGUUCCUUCAGCUGCCCCUGAAAAUGUGUCUGCUGAGGCUGUCAGCUCAACCCAGAUUUUACUGACAUGGGCUUCUGUACCCGAACAGGACCAGAAUGGACUCAUAUUGGGUUACAAGAUUCUAUUCCGGGCCAAGGAUCUGGAUUCAGAGCCCAGUAGCCAUGUUGUGCGAGGGAACCACACACAGUCAGCGCUGCUGGCAGGCCUGCGCAAGUUCGUGCUGUAUGAGCUCCAGGUGCUGGCCUUCACCCGCAUUGGGAAUGGUGUCCCCAGCCUGCCCCUCAUCCUCGAGCGCACCAAAGACGAUGCCCCAGGCCCACCAGUGAGGCUGGUGUUCCCCGAAGUGAGACUCACCUCCGUGCGAAUUGUGUGGCAACCUCCAGAGGAGCCCAAUGGCAUCAUUCUGGGGUACCAGAUUGCCUACCGCCUGGCCAGCAGCAGCCCCCACAUGUUCACCACGGUGGAGGUCGGCGCCACAGUGAGGCAGUUCACAGCCACGGAGCUGGCCCCAGAGUCUGCAUAUAUCUUCAGGCUGUCUGCCAAGACCAGGCAGGGCUGGGGAGAGCCCCUAGAGGCCACGGUCAUCACCACUGAGAAGAGAGAGCGGCCAGCGCCCCCCAGAGAGCUCCUAGUGCCCCAGGCAGAAGUGACAGCUCGCAGCCUCCGGCUCCAGUGGAUCCCGGGCAGUGACGGAGCCUCCCCCAUCCGCUACUUCACCGUGCAGGUGCGAGAGCUGCCUAGGGGAGAGUGGCAGACCUACUCCUCAUCCAUAAGCCACGAGGCCACAGCCUGCGCCGUUGAAAGACUGAGACCCUUCACCUCCUACAAGCUACGCCUGAAAGCCACCAACGACAUUGGGGACAGUGACUUCAGUUCAGAGACUGAGGCAGUGACCACACUGCAAGAUGUUCCAGGAGAACCUCCAGGGUCUGUCUCAGCAACACCGCACACCACUUCCUCUGUUCUGAUCCAGUGGCAGCCUCCUAGGGAUGAAAGCCUGAAUGGCCUUCUUCAGGGAUACAGGAUCUACUACCGGGAGCUGGAGUAUGAGGCUGGGUCAGGAACAGAGGCCAAGACACUCAAAAGCCCUUCAGCUUUGCGAGCUGAGCUCACAGCCCAAAGCAGCUUCAAGACCGUGAACAGCAGCUCCACAUUAACAACGUAUGAAUUAACACAUUUAAAGAAGUACAGGCGCUAUGAAGUGAUUAUGACCGCCUAUAACAUCAUCGGCGAGAGCCCGGCCAGUGCGCCAGUGGAAGUCUUUGUUGGCGAGGCUGCUCCUGCAAUGGCACCCCAGAAUGUCCAGGUGACCCCACUCACGGCCAGCCAGCUAGAAGUCACAUGGGACCCACCACCUCCAGAAAGCCAGAAUGGGAACAUCCAGGGCUACAAGAUUUACUACUGGGAGGCAGACAGUCAGAAUGAAACCGAGAAAAUGAAGGUCCUGUUCCUCCCCGAGCCCAUGGUGAAGCUGAAGAACCUGACCAGCCACACCAAGUACCUGGUCAGCAUAUCUGCCUUCAACGCUGCUGGAGAUGGGCCCAAAAGUGACCCCAGGCAGGGGCGCACCCACCAGGCAGCUCCUGGGGCCCCCAGCUUUUUGAUGUUCUCAGAAAUAACCUCCACCACACUUAACGUCUCAUGGGGGGAGCCGGUAGCAGCCAACGGUAUCCUGCAGGGCUAUAGAGUGGUGUAUGAGCCCUUAGCACCUGUGCAAGGCGUGAGCAAGGUAGUGACAGUGGAUGUGAAAGGGAAUUGGCAGCGCUGGCUAAAGGUGCGGGACCUCACAAAAGGAGUGACCUAUUUCUUCCGUGUCCAAGCACGAACCAUUACCUAUGGACCUGAGCUCCAAGCCAAUGUCACAGCCGGGCCAGCAGAGGGUUCUCCGGGUUCACCUAAAGAUGUCUUGGUCACCAAAUCAGCCUCUGAAUUGAUUCUGCAGUGGACUGAAGGGAAAGCUGGCAACACACCCACCACAGGCUACAUCAUAGAGGCCAGACCCUCAGAUGAAGGCUUGUGGGACAUGUUUGUGAAAGACAUCCCCCAGAGUGCCACAUCCUGCACCGUCAGCCUGGAUAAGCUCCGCCAAGGAGUGACCUAUGAGUUCCGAGUGGUGGCUAUAAAUGAGGUGGGCUACGGAGAGCCCAGCAGCCCCUCCACAGCAGUAUCAGCUCAAGUAGAAGCCCCGUUCUAUGAGGAAUGGUGGUUCCUCCUGGUGAUGGCCCUCUCGAGCCUGAUCAUCAUCCUGCUAGUGGUAUUUGCCCUGGUCUUGCAUGGACAGAAUAAAAAAUACAAGAACUGCAGCACAGGUAAGAGCAUCUCCAAUAUGGAGGAGACCGUGACCCUGGAUAAUGGAGGAUUUGCAGCAUUGGAACUCAACAGCCGCCACCUCAAUGUCAAGAACACUUUCUCAAAGAAGAAUGGAACUAGGUCUCCACCACGGCCGAGCCCUGGUGGUCUGCACUACUCAGAUGAAGACAUUUGCAACAAAUACAAUGGUGCCGUGCUUACGGAAAGUGUGAACCUCCAGGAGAAAUCGGUGGAUGCGUCAGAGUCCGAGGCCACUGACUCUGACUACGAGGACACACUGCCCAAGCACUCCUUCGUCAACCACUACAUGAGCGACCCCACCUACUAUAACUCAUGGAAGCGCCGACCCCAGGGCAGCCGUGGCCCCGCUCCGCACAGGUAUGAGGCGGUGGCAGGGGCCGAGGCUGGGCCGCACCUGCACACGGUCAUUACCACGCAGAGUGCGGGCGGGGUGUACACGCCCACCGGCCCAGGCGCCCGGACUCCGCUCACGGGCUUCUCCUCCUUCGUGUGACCACGGCAGCCAGUGCCUCCAUCAUGGUAGGAUGGCGAACAUUCUGGAGUCUAUUUUUGUUAAGACAAUCAACUCCAAUAACUGAGCUGAAGUUUUUGUUUAAAAAAAAAAUUCUGAUAAGUGAUGAUUUUACCUAUUUGUGAACACUAGAUUUCAAUUAGAAAAGUUUUUUUAAUGGCUUUUUGUAACAUCGCUGCAGGAAGCGGGUUUCUUUCUUUUUCUUUUCUUUUUAAGAGAAGGUGUAUUUCACUGGUGCAAUGGCUUGGCACCGCUGGGGCAUGGAAAGAUCUUGGAGCUCCCCAGCCCUGGGUUUCUCCUUCCUAAGAAGGCUAGCAAGGGGAAAGAGAGCGGAGGGUUAAAUGGCAUCUCAAAGCUGCCCCCAGGCUGCCCCUUUCUCUUUCUACCUCCUCUUCCAGAGAACCAGCGGCUCACAUCCUUCUCCAUCUUAGGGCAUCUUUGGGCUUGUAGCUCUCACUCCUGGGGUUUGAAGAGCAAAUAUCUUUACCUGGGCUCAGUGCUUUUUGGCCCAAGUGCAUCCGUUUCUGAAAUGUUCUCACUCAGCAGUUUCUAGGUGAGGAAUCAGCUCUAAGUUUCCUCAUGAUGGACAGGCAGUUCUGGCCCUGUUGUGGCUCAGCUGAUCCGGGCUGUGCCAACACUGUGGUAAAAUAACCGGGGCUUUCUUUCUACCUGAUGUACGGGGACAGGAAGCCUCCCUCAAGGAUAGAUGGCCCGUAGCAAACUAAUUUCUUCCCGUGAACACACAGCACACAGCCAACUCUGCUAAACAGGAGAAAAUAAGACAGCGUUUUCAGAAUUGCUUGUUAUAUAGGAAGUGUGCAUUGUUAACCAGAGUAUUUUUUAAACCUUUUUAUCUUUUUUUUAAAAUAUGUCACAUCAAGUGAAUGCGUCUUCGCUGUCUCCAGGUGCCUUUUUAUUAAUUGUUCAGCUUUGUACAUGGGAAAGACGAACGCAACAGUGUCUCCAAAUAAAGCAAAACAGCUGUGAGAAAA
Tupaia belangeri chinensis (Chinese tree shrew) is the source of this 7501-nucleotide messenger RNA. It is a transcript of the gene SDK1, whose product is annotated as sidekick cell adhesion molecule 1. The transcript is spliced from 46 exons. Lineage: Eukaryota; Metazoa; Chordata; Mammalia; Scandentia; Tupaiidae. The record is from RefSeq and is a predicted model, not a curated record. The coding region runs from base 72 to 6491 and encodes 2139 amino acids. Gene Ontology annotation, molecular function: protein binding.